AUGGACCCUAUGAUCUAUGUGUGCCCGAGCGCAUACCUGUCAUCACAAAAUACCGACAGGUGGCACAGCGAGACAUUCAAGCCCGGGUUCGUACCGAUACUGCGAUCAGACUUACUACGGUUCAGAGAUGUACUGGACCAAGUAGUAUCCCGCGUGAACCAGCAGAAAGCGUCGAACGUGUACCAGACUUCGGACGAAAAAGAAGCGGAGGACCCUGCCAGCGAGGGCAAGGGCCCCGCCGGGGAAGUUUUACAAGACAAGACCUCACAGGGAAAGUAUCAAGAGCUCAAACAGUUCCUGCCGAUUUCCAUUACACAACAACUGUGCACCGUGUCAAUAGGCGAGUUGCAAGGCGAGGUCUCAGUGAGCGAACUUGAGCUGUUUGUUCGUCGACUGGAAGAACUGACAGAGAAAAGAGCCGGAGUGCGCGACUCAGUGGAGUGCUGGAGCUUUAUCAAGGGUCUAAACACUUUCAGUCUUUUCCUCAGGAGCAGCGGUUUAGAACAUCUGAAGACAGUUACACAUUAUUGGACGGAACUCUUAGCACGAUGGCCAAAGGAGGAGAACAACGCUGUCACGCAGCUACACAUUGAGGAGAACACAGCUCGAUUCGUUGGAGACCAGAAAUCGGACCCACCUUCCCUGCGCACUGAAGACCUCGAUGAAGAUUCUGAGCAACUAUCAGGUUACUUCAAAGAGUUAAAAGACAGAAGUUCCGUACCCAAAGAGGACGCUACUUCCACUGACUAUAAUGUGGACGUUUCCACCUUGAGCGACUUGCCUCGCAGCUCACUAGACCAGCUGUGCAAGGACAUCGUGCACUUCCGCACACGGGUGUUGACCAUUGAGAAAGAGAAGCGGGCAAAAGAGCAGUACGAGGAAAACAGGCGCAUGGGCCAGCACAUGAUGAGAAUGUUUGACCAAAUACGGAGGAGCAAGGGAUCCGCUAAGCCCGCAGGCGAGGAAGAUGACAACGAGGGGGAAGCACAAGGGCAGAACUUCGGGGACGCGGAAGAUGACGGCGAAGAUGACUGGAGCGUGGAAAAGCGCAAUAGAGAGAAGGCCGAGAAAGACGCUGACAAGAAGUACGCUGAGUUACUUGAACAUUACACAUCCCGGGUGGAGCCGCGCCUGAAGUCUCUGGAACAGCAGGUCGACCGCGAGGCCGCAUAUGAGCGCUCCAUUGAGCAGGAGCGGGCCCUUUACUUGAAGGAACUGCUCCAUCAUGCCUACAGCCCAUACUACGACCACCACCGCUCCUUCAAGGAGGCGGAGCAGCAUCAAGACGACGAGGAUCGCAGGCUAACAGCCCAGCUAAUUCCUCGCGCCGCGGAACUGGGGGCAGAAGAGGAGCACCCUGCGGCAGAAGCAGAAACCGGCAAAUUCAAACUGGAAAUCCGGAAAACCCAGGCCGGUCCCGAAAAAGACGUGCUGCCGCAAGAAGACGCUGCACUUUCGGAGCUCCUUGCAAGGCUACGUAAAUCAAGCGUGAUCCAAGACUCGGUUGUGGAGUUUUUGGGCGAGUUGGACGACGACUUAGUCGACUACGUUAUAGAGCACAUCCGUGAACACCGCAGCAAGUCCGCUCUACUCCAGGAAUUGAAGGAAACUUUCGACGAAGACGCGCAAACUAUCGUAGACCGUGUCUGGCAGAUGUUCGAAGACAACGCGCCCGCCGCCUAG
Messenger RNA from Lachancea thermotolerans CBS 6340, 1683 nucleotides. It is a transcript of the gene SNU71, whose product is annotated as Snu71p. The transcript has a single exon. The record is from RefSeq and is a predicted model, not a curated record. Lineage: Eukaryota; Fungi; Ascomycota; Saccharomycetes; Saccharomycetales; Saccharomycetaceae. Gene Ontology annotation, biological process: mRNA processing. Bases 1 to 1683 code for a protein of 560 amino acids.